Messenger RNA from Lactuca sativa (garden lettuce), 1311 nucleotides. RefSeq lists its product as uncharacterized. Gene Ontology annotation, cellular component: cytoplasm. The record is from RefSeq and is a predicted model, not a curated record. NCBI's taxonomy places the organism in Eukaryota, Viridiplantae, Streptophyta, Magnoliopsida, Asterales, Asteraceae. Gene Ontology annotation, biological process: rRNA base methylation. Gene Ontology annotation, molecular function: rRNA (uridine-N3-)-methyltransferase activity.
UAUGAAAGUUUAAUAUAUAUCAAUCGAAGGCAAACGGGCAGUAAGCUGCGCCGGUAGCUCUUUCUGAAUGUCAAACACACAAUACGACACCUCGUUUGGUUAUUUUUUUUCAAAACUCAAGUGGCAAUUUUCGUAAUAUUUGGUCCACCAUUGGUCUCUUUUGCAUUGCGUUUGUUAAAAGUUAAAACCCACGUCCCUGCACCUUUCCACAUUCGGCUUACUCUCUCUCUCUCUAGUUUUCUGUGAGAGAAAACAUCUGUAACAAUGGCGGAAAUUGUACGGAAGCAUGGACAUCGUAUGUCGAUGAAUAGACGCGAUGAAGUUGGAAAAGAAAAAUGGGCGAAGCAUUACUCUUCGAAUCACCAGAUACUGUUAGUUGGAGAAGGAGAUUUCUCCUUUUCUCUGAGUCUGGCGAUGUCAUUUGGCUCUGCCUCAAACAUUGUCGCCACUUCUCUCGACUCUUAUGAUAUUCUUAUCAAGAAAUACAAUAGAGCAAAAUCAAACUUGGGUAUCCUGCGUUAUUUUGGAGCUCAACUAUUACAUGGAGUUGAUUCAAUCAACAUGAAACUUCAUACCGAUCUUCGAAUCCGAAAGUUUGACCGAAUUGUAUAUAAUUUCCCACAUGCCGGCUUCCUAGGGAAAGAAAGUGAUCACUUGGUCAUCAUGAUGCACAAAAAUUUGGUUCGUGGUUUCUUCAUGAAUGCAAUCGACAUGUUGCUUCCAAAGGGUGAAGUUCAUGUAACUCACAAGACUGCUCACCCGUUUGACACAUGGAAUAUCGAAGAACUGGCAACUCAAAGUGGUUUAACAUUGAUUGAAUGCAUCGAUUUCAAGAUUGAAGAUUAUCCUGGUUAUAACAACAAAAGAGGAGAUGGUAAGGAUUCCGACCUUCCAUUUCCUUUAGGCAAGUGUAGUACUUUCAAAUUCAUAUUAUCUUCACAAGCCAUGGAAUAUCUAACCACUUCACACCAUAGAAGAAACUCUCAACAACCUCAAGAAAUUCCAUUACAAACAGGAAAUGCAAGAAUGGAUUCGAAUCCUUCAUCAAUUAUGAUGAAGAGCAAGGAAUGCUUUUGGAUUUUUAGGGAGUAUUUCAAUCAUGCGCGAUUGACAUCUGGGAAAACUGAUGACUAUCUUCCAAAUUCUGUUAAGGACAUGCUAAGAAUCGGGUUUGAAAGAUACAAUGCAGAAAAUCAUGGAAAACCCUUGGAUGGUUAUGUACAUCUUUUAAAAGAGCUUCAUAGUUUAAGUAAAGAGAGGGUCACAUUCUUGCAAAGGUGGUUGAUGGAAAUGGAUCACUAUCGCUUGUAA